AUGGCGACCCCGCUGCCAGAUUUGCCGAGGAGCGCAGGGAGGGCUGCCGGGACGCCGGCUCCCUCCCAGGAGAGCAGCGGGGACUUGACUCCUUCCCCCUGGCUAGCCCAGCGGGCUCCUCUCAUCCCCCCUGCAGUGCCCCAGUCCCAGGCGGGACCCCGGCCCGGGCCAGACAGGAUCAAAAAGAAAGAGCUUGGUGUGUUGGAAAUCCCAUCAAUUCCAAACCCUUUUCCUGAGCUAUGUUGCUCUCCGCUUUCAUCAGUUUUGUCAGCCGGCCUGUUGUCCAAGGCAACUUCAAGAAAAAAGCAGGUAAUUAAAGUAUACAGUGAGGAUGACACUAGCAGAGCUUUGGAAGUGCCAAGUGAUGUAACAGCCAGAGAUGUAUGCCAGCUAUUAAUACUCAAGAAUCAUUUCAUAGAUGACCACAGCUGGACACUGUUUGAACACCUUCCUCGCAUAGGUCUAGAAAGAAUUCUAGAAGACCACGAAUUGGUAAUUGAAAUUCAGUCAAACUGGGGAAUCGAAGAAGAAAAUAGACUGUAUUUUAGAAAAAACUAUGCCAAAUAUGAGUUUUUUAAACACCCAGUGAAUUAUUUUCCAGAGCAUAUGGUGUCGUUGUCAAGCGAGACUAGUGGAGUGAUAAGCCACACACAGAUAUUACAGAUGUUCCUAAGUUCCAGCACAUAUCCUGAAAUUCAUGGUUAUUUGCACGCAAAGGAGCAAGGGAAGAAAUCAUCAUGGAAAAAAUUAUACUUUCUUUUGAGAAGAUCUGGCCUGUAUUUUUCCACUAAAGGGGCAUCAAAGGAACCAAGGCAUCUGCAGUUUUUCUGUGAAUUCAGCAGUAGUGAUAUGUAUAUGUCUUUGGCAGGCAAAAAGAUGUCUGGAACACCAGCAAACUAUGGAUUCUGCUUUAAGCCUAACAAAGCAGGAGGAGCCAAAGACCUGAAGCAGCUCUGUGCAGAUGAUGAGCAGAGUAGGACUUGCUGGAUGACAGCAAUUAGAUUACUUAAGUAUGGAAUGCAGCUGUAUCAGAAUUACAUGCAACCAUAUCAAGGUAGAGGUGGCUGCAGUUCUCUGACUAUAUCACCUAUGAGAAGCAUUUCAGAAAGUCCUUGCUCAAUAGUGUUUUGUUAUUUUUUGUGUUUUUCCCUUUUACAGCUGGAAGAUGAUGGAAAGCUAUUCUAUACACUGGAUGAUGGUCACACCAGAUUUACUGAUCUCAUCCAGCUUGUGGAGUUCUACCAGCUCAAUAAAGGAGUAUUACCUUGCAAGUUAAAACACUAUUGUGCCCGAAUUGCUCUUUAACCAAAACCAAGUUGGAUCACCAAAUAGAAAAAAGUUGAUGCUAGAACACUUUUCCAAGGCAAUUUCCUAGGAGGAAAAGUCAAAAUAUUGAAAUGGUUGUGAUUUUCAGAUGCAAAGAAAAGUUUAUAUGCUCUGUACAGGAAGUACUUUGCAUUGUAAUUGUCACUGCAAAAUAACUUUACAGUCAAAUGAACUUAAGAAAAAAAUAUUUCAUGUGAAAUUAUGUAAUGUUGCAGCACUGGAAUCUUUUUCAAAUGCAAAUAGAUAUUUUUAAUAUUAUGCAACUUUAUUUACCAAAAUAAAAUUGGAGGGUGCCUCAUUGUUAGUAAUAGAUGACUAAUAAAUGAGUUAAUUGCAUUCAGAAAUGCUCUAUGCUGUGGAAUAGAAAUUGUGUGUGUGGAGUAUAACAUCAGCUUUGGGUGGAAGAACUCUAGAAGCUGGAUCGUACUUAAUUUGUAAAUCAAAAUUAUUUUGCACUAUAUUUUUAAAUGCUAUUUUGUCGCUUAUUGCAUUCAAAAGUGAAAAUAUU
Molecule: messenger RNA, 1834 nt
Organism: Chelonoidis abingdonii (Abingdon island giant tortoise)
Lineage: Eukaryota; Metazoa; Chordata; Testudines; Testudinidae
Source: RefSeq, a predicted model, not a curated record